Molecule: messenger RNA, 1711 nt
Organism: Prosopis cineraria
Lineage: Eukaryota; Viridiplantae; Streptophyta; Magnoliopsida; Fabales; Fabaceae
Product: brassinosteroid-related acyltransferase 1
Molecular function (GO): acyltransferase activity, transferring groups other than amino-acyl groups
Source: RefSeq, a predicted model, not a curated record
CUAUAGCUAAUAACAUUCUCUCUUUUGUGUACUAACCUUUUGAUUUUCCCUUGAUCACCCAUAUCUGCGUCAGGACUGAUCUCAGCAGAAACUAAGCCGGAUUCAAUCAUGACCACAACCAGACAUGGCAAUUAUGUUAGCCCUAGUAAUGCCCUAGUUUCAAUUUCAAGGGUUGUGUCUGUGUAUCCAAAGCAUGUGCAGGCUGCUGGGAGGGUUUUGAACCUCUCCAAUUUAGACAGACAGUGUCCUACUCUGAUGUACGUGGUGUUCUUUUAUAACACAUCUCAGGCUUUUAAAGAUCUGACCCUUAGUUCAGUUUUCAGCAGCUUGAAAUCAGGGUUGGAAGAAACCCUAAGCGUCUGGUACCCGGCUGCAGGUAGACUGAGGGUGAGCCAAGGCGAUGGGAAGCUGAACCUGUGGUGCAACAACGAGGGUGCAAUUAUGGCGGAGGCACAAGCCCCAGUUAGAGUCUCACAACUUGGAGACUUGUCUCAGUACAACGAAUUCUUUGAAAAGCUCGUUUAUAAGCCACCUUUUCAUGCCAAUUUCUACAUGCCUCUUGUUGUUGCUCAGGUGACGAAAUUUGGAUGUGGAGGGUACUCAAUAGGGAUUGGGACAAGCCACUCGCUAUUUGACGGACCAGCAACUUAUGAAUUCUUGAGUGCAUGGGCUUCUAACUCUGAAAUUCUAAAAGGAAUUAGGCAUGGCGAGGUGGCAACACCAGUGCUUGAGAGAGGGAUACUAUUGAGUGGAAGUCGUCAAACCCAAAAAGGGACUAUGCCUCUGAUGAAUAUGCCUUCAAACUCAAGAAACUCUAAUCAUGAUCAGCAGACAAAGGCCGUGGCAAUAGAUCAUCUAUAUCAGCUGAUAAUGCAAGCAGCUUCUGAAUGCAAAGGCUUUCACCAGCCAAAUAUUGGAGGCUCCGAACAAAACAACUAUUUGCUAAUGACCUAUCACGUAAGCAGUUCACUCCUAGAUUGCUUGAAAAGGAAACACUUCUCUAUGAGCACAGAUCACUCCCCUAUAUUUUCAACCUUCGAGGUUCUUGCAUCUCACCUUUGGAAGGCGAGGAUCAAAGCAUUGGGAUUGGGAGCGAGGAAAGAAAAGAAGGUAUGCUUGCAGUUCGCAGUGGAUACUAGGAACAGGAUGGUGCCUGCAUCACCAAAAGGCUUCAGCGGGAACGCUUAUGUUCUCGCGUCUGUGAUGAUGUCUGUGAGAGAAGUGGAAGAGGAAAGCUAUGCAAGGAUCGUGGAGAAGAUAAGAGGGGCCAAGAACAGAGUGAACCACGCCUAUGUGAAAGCCUACGUGGAGGCAUUGGAAUCAGGAGCACAGGGAAGCCUCCCUCCUCUGAAGGAGCUAACCUUGGUUUCUGAUUGGACGAGGAUGCCAUUCCAUAAUGUCGGCUUCUUUCAUGGAAAAGCAGCCUGUGUUUCUCCUCUCGCCUCUCCAGUUCCACAGGUUGCUUACUUCAUGCCCAAUCCUUCUGACAAUGGAGCUGUUGAUGUCAGAAUUGGCUUGCACCCCCAAACCAUCCCUGCUUUUGCCGACUACUUCCUAUCCCAAGGCCAAUAGAAAGGCUACAUAUAUCAUUUCCAGUUUGAAUCUUCCAAGCAGAAACAUCAUGAACGUGUUCUGCUUAAAGGUUUACACUUUUCUGGACACCAAGUGUGGCAUCUUAAUCGGCCUAAUAGCCACAUAACUUUUCUGUUAA